Lactuca virosa is the source of this 465-nucleotide messenger RNA. Lineage: Eukaryota; Viridiplantae; Streptophyta; Magnoliopsida; Asterales; Asteraceae. The record is from the annotation of a GenBank genome assembly.
AUGUGUUCUUUCUCUAUUUCAUCUUCUGGGAAGCGUUGUGUCUUGGAGAAUUACGAGUCCAACAAUGGUGGAAUUGAUUUCCAGUGUAAGACAUCUGAGAUUGUUGUGAAAGGGAUGUGGGAAUUAAUUGAGAGCGAUGAUUGCAUCAAUGCAUGUGGGGUUGAUAGAAAAACGAUUGGAAUAUCUUCAGAUUCCCUCCUUGACCUUAAGUUGACUACCAAGAUUUGCUCCACCGAAUGUCACCAAAAUUGCCCCAACAUUGUUGAUCUUUACUAUAACUUGGCAUUAGGUGAAGGAGUUUAUUUGCCGGAAUUAUGCAACGUACAAAGGACAAUGGCACGACGUGUGAUGAUGUCACAAGUUUUAAGCUCUGGAGAAGCUUCAUCUCCAUCCACGUACUCAGCUGCCAAUGGUCCAAUCUCCAGUGAAUCAUCAGGUGUUGAUCAUGCUGAAGCUCCCAUGUAA